Messenger RNA from Fomitopsis serialis, 2207 nucleotides. Its product is annotated as exonuclease V. The record is from RefSeq and is a predicted model, not a curated record. Gene Ontology annotation, biological process: interstrand cross-link repair. The transcript has 8 exons. NCBI's taxonomy places the organism in Eukaryota, Fungi, Basidiomycota, Agaricomycetes, Polyporales, Fomitopsidaceae. Bases 27 to 2075 code for a protein of 682 amino acids. Gene Ontology annotation, molecular function: single-stranded DNA 5'-3' DNA exonuclease activity. Gene Ontology annotation, cellular component: mitochondrion; nucleus.
AAUGUCAGAAAUAGAAGACGAAUACGAUGCAUAUUACUCGCCGGUGGAUCUCGAAGGUGUCUGCUUGUCCCAAAGUCCUCGCGCCGACCCACCGCACGCCGCGGUCUCGGAACCUGCUUCACAGUCUACAGCACCUGAGACUUCUGACGACGAGUUCGACGCAUACGACUUCUCAGAGUUUACGACGGAAGACCUCGCGCAGAUCGACGCUACACUCGGUAACAAUGCCGCCUCUAUUCCAAACGCCCCAUAUGCGCCGAAUAACAACCAUGACGGCAACAAACCAGGAGGCAUCGACGAGGGACGUUCCGCCAUAUCGCCCGCCAGUGCGCGAUACCCGCAGCCCCUUCCGACGGUUUCGAAGUUGGAAUAAGCACUUCUCUGUGUCCGAUUUAGUGGGUCCCGCUUGGUGCGAAGUGCAGUUUGACUAUGGCCUCCGGCAGAAGCGACACUUGAAACCUGAGCAGAGGCCGGAAUCAUUCGUGACGGACGAAGGCAAGACUAUCAGUGUAGACAAGGGUGUCGCACAACAGAACCAUCGUGUCAUUACUCGUGGGCAGUCGGUCCAUAAAGUUUUGGAGCGUGAAGUGCGCCCGGAAGAAGUACAGAUUGAGAUCACGACCCAGGAGGAACGCUGGGGAUUACGCCUCGUGAACAUGCUAGCAUGCCUCGACUCGCUCAUGGAAUCUGGCCUCUCUCGCGAAAUGCCCGUAUUCGGCAUCGUACACGACCAAAUCGUCGUCGGGAUCAUCGAUGAGCUGGUCCGCAAAACCGCACCGCCAUCAACACCACCUCCAGAGCAGAAGCGCCGCAAAGGCCGCCCUCCUGGAAGCGGAAAGGGCGCAAAUAAGCGUGCUUCCCCUUCUACCCCAACGAAGGGCAGCAGCAAGAAGUCACGUCGAACGCCUGAGGUCACGCAGCCUCAAUUAACGUCGUACUUCCACGCAGCAGUGCAGGUACCAGAGCGGGAUGACAUUGAGUCUGUCUUUGCCGUGCGCUCACCGGCUGAUGCGGAGGUCUCUACGCGACAUACGGACCAGCAGGCUCAUCUCGACGUGGGAGACGAUGGCCAGUUCAUCGUUGCGCCCCCUUCGUCGUAUAUUAUACACAUCUCAGACACGAAGACGCGUCGCACACCGAGCCUCCCGCCUGACGAAGACACACUUUCCGCUCGCCUACAGCUCAUGCUCUACCACCGCUUGUUAAACAGCCUCCUCCGCCCACCCUCGCCAACGAAAUCCAGGAAGACCUCCCAACCACCCACCGACUCCUCCCCGCCACCCAUCGACUUCCCCGCAAUAUGGAAAAGGCUCAGCCUCGACCCCAAACGGACAUUCUCCGCCACCUUCAUGCACGACGCGGGUCUCCAGACCAUCAAAUGUCUGGACGACCUCACCGCGGCGUGGCACCACGCCGUCUCUGCGUUGCAAGUAUCCGGCGUCGACCGGACGCUCACCGUCGUGUAUCGCCUGCAGCCCUCUCAUGCGCAGAGGGCGAGGAUAAUUCCCGAUCAGGAGGCGGUAGAUCUGGCUCGUGCGAUUGAGGCAAGCCUGAACGAAGCGCCGCGCGUAUGGGCUGGCGGCGACGACCAGCUCGCGCAGGCCAUCACGGAGAGCAUCAAGGAAACUGCUCUUGACAACGGGCAGGAGGACGCUGUCGCCGAGGUUGUGGGCGCAGUACCGGACACGCUGACCCCGAGUGCGGAAGACCUUGGCGGGAAGGAGGAUACGUUGCGCAGAGAGACAACAGUUGCUCAAGACGACGACAAGUCUUCCGAUGCGCGAGACACUACAGUAGAGCUGCAGGGUAACGACUCCGAUGGCGAGGAAAUGCAGAUAUCCGCUGCCGAGCUGGACGUGGAGGCGCGCAUACUUGGGUCGAAAGAGUUCAUGGUCGACGACAAGCUGCUGGACGACUACCUCGAUAGCGUUCUGCAGUGGUGGCUCGGGCAGCGACCGCCAAAAGGCGUUGACAUUGAGCUGACCCGGCGAUGUUUGAACUGCGAGUACGUGGAGGGCUGCGAGUGGCGAGCUAAGAAGGCGAUGGAGACUCGACAGAGCGUCUUGGAUGCAUGAGCGUGUCUACCGUGGGCAGUAGCGGACGGAAGUUGGUAUGGUGUCUCACUAGUUGGAUUUCGAAGGGAUUAUGGAUAUGUAUGGACGUUCGGAUGUACCUCGUGUUGUUGUUCUGCUAUCGUUGCAAGAUGU